ACGGCUUGCUUAAGACCCUUUUUGAGUGGUGAAAUAUGGCUUGGUCGCAUUGCAGUCGCCACCCGCAGGAGCGCAGCAUCCGCAGGUGCUUACUAGCGCCGCUGCUAGUUUUCGCGGCUCAGGCCUUCGUGUCUGGCGCCCACUUCGGGCAGGGAAGACACAGCAGAGUGGGCCGUGCAAGCGGCGAGGCGCUCUAUGCUGAAGGAAUGAACUGCCUGAAGUCGGGGUCUGACCUGGCAAAAGGUGUGAAGUGCGUGCAGCAGGCAGCGGAGCAGGGCUUCGCGCCAGCUGACACCGAGCUGGGCAAUGCUUACGCCCAGGGCAUGUGGGGUGUGCCACCAGACACGGAGCAAGCGCGGUACCACUUGGAAAGAGGGGCCGAGGGUGGCGACUCCAGGGCUCACUUCAGCCUGGGAGUGUGCAAGCUCCGCGGGAAGUUCGGAUUUGAGCUGGACAAGAGAGCAGCGGCGCGGCAUUUUAGGAUUGCUGGCGAGGGCGGCCAUGAGGCGGCGCUCAUGAACCUUUCCCGAAUGUUUGCGACGGGCGAUGGCAUCCCUCAAGAUUCGCAGCAAGCGGCGCAGUGCAUCAUCAAGGCUGCUCAAAAAGACGAUCGAUUGAAGGACUUGCUUACGAAGGUAAGCAGCGGCACCUUGGAUCCCAACACCCAGUCAAGGCUUCAGGAGGAAAUGGAUCGCAUCCGCGACCGGGCGCAGCAGAUGCCGGGCUUUAUGCCUGGAGGAUGAGACUGGAGCGCGUCAAGCUAUUGAUUGUUUGGACGGGUGCGGUACAUGUUAAUCUUUAACCGGCCACGCGGUUUCACACGGGGCUUGCAACGCGAGUGCCAGGCAGUCAAAA
Molecule: messenger RNA, 855 nt
Organism: Effrenium voratum
Lineage: Eukaryota; Dinophyceae; Suessiales; Symbiodiniaceae
Source: the annotation of a GenBank genome assembly